Molecule: messenger RNA, 993 nt
Organism: Pochonia chlamydosporia 170
Lineage: Eukaryota; Fungi; Ascomycota; Sordariomycetes; Hypocreales; Clavicipitaceae
Exons: 2
Coding region: 1-993 (330 amino acids)
Biological process (GO): lipid storage
Cellular component (GO): lipid droplet
Molecular function (GO): lipase activity
Source: RefSeq, a predicted model, not a curated record
AUGCUAUCAUCAAUAUGGAAGCCCUCGGAGAAAAUACGCGGCACCCAUCGCCAUGCGCUCAUUUACUUCAUCUGCGGUAACCCCGGCCUCAUCGGCUUCUACGUCGACUUCCUCGACGCCCUCCGCAACCUCCUCAACACCUCCGAAUCACCCACCGCCUACGACAUCUACGGCCGCAACCUCCUCGGUUUCUCUGACGAAGAGCACGAGCCCUUCAGCCAAGGCAAUCCCCCCUGGGACGUCCACGGCCAAGUAGACGGCAUGUACCAAGACGUUGCAUCCCGCUUCAUCACCACCCAAGAAGGUCCCAACAAACCCUACGACUUUGUCAUUCUCAUGGGCCACUCCAUCGGCGCAUACAUCUGCGUCGAAAUCUUCCACAGACACACCCAAGACCCCAGCAAAGCACCGCAUCUCAACCUCCGCCACGGCUUCCUGCUCUUCCCGACCAUUGCGUCCCUGGCACUCUCACAAAGCGGCACCCGGAUGAACUACCUGCGCAGCCUGCCCACCAUGGAAACCCACUUCAUCACAUACGCAAAAGCCCUGCUGAGUAUAUUCCCACAGGCAACACUGCAAUGGGUCAUUGAAAACAUCAUGUCCUUCUCGGCAAACGCUGCCUCCGUCACGGCCGAGUGGCUCAAGAGCAGGGACGGGGUGCUUCAGGCGCUGCACAUGGGCAAGUCGGAGCUGGAUACCAUCUUUGAGGAUACGUGGGAGGACGAGCUGUGGGAGGUGUCUGCCGCGGCGGAAACUCAGGCGCCGAGAUUCUUCCUGUUUUACGGACGGGAGGAUCACUGGGUUGCGAAUCAUGUGAGGGAUGAGUUUAUUGAGAGGAGGAGGAGGGCGGGUGAGAAGGGGGGCAGGACGAGCAUUACGGUUGAUGAGGGGAAUAUUCAGCAUGCCUUUUGUACGAAAGAGCAUACGAGUUGGAGUAUUGCGAGGAGGGUGCAUGGUUGGGUUGAGGAGAUUGAUCGGGUUGACGGGAUGUGA